UUGUAAGAGGAAAAGUAAGGUACAGAGUCAUGGUUUUUGUUCACGGAUAGCCCAAGUUUUUCCGGUUGGAAAGUCGACACACGUCAUAGCAUUUUCGUAAAGGAAAUGUAAUCGACACGUCCUCCCCCCAAAAAGUUACCAGUCUCGACCCCACGCUUCGCUAGUAGGAACAUCCGAAUUCAUCUUUGGUUGGAAUCCGACCUCUCGUCGGAGCAGAGAUGUCAGGAGAGUCGAGCACUGGUUCGGGGGAGCUCAGCAUCAAAGGAGUACCUACACAUGGUGGACGCUAUGUUCAGUACAAUGUGUACGGUAACCUCUUUGAAGUCUCUAGAAAGUAUGUCCCUCCCAUCCGCCCCGUUGGGAGAGGUGCAUGUGGUAUUGUUUGUGCUGCUAUAAAUUCGGAGACAAGGGAGGAGGUUGCCAUCAAGAAGAUUGGCAAUGCAUUUGACAACCAAAUAGAUGCAAAAAGGACCUUACGAGAGAUUAAGCUUCUUCGACAUAUGGAUCAUGAAAAUGUUAUAGCUAUCAAAGACAUUAUUCGACCUCCACAAAGGAAGAAUUUUAAUGAUGUCUACAUUGUCUAUGAAUUAAUGGACACUGAUCUUCAUCAAAUAAUACAUUCGAAUCAACAAUUGACUGACGACCAUUGUCGGCAUUUUCUGUAUCAAUUGUUACGAGGGCUCAAAUAUGUACAUUCGGCGAAUGUUCUGCAUCGUGAUUUAAAGCCUGGCAGUUUGCUCUUGAAGGCAAAUUAUGACCUUAAGAUUGCAGACUUUGGCCUCGCUAGGACGACGUCAGAAACAGAUUUCAUGACUGAAUAUGUUGUUACUCGCUGGUACCGAGCUCCAGAAUUGCUACUAAAUUGUUCGGAGUACACUGCAGCAAUUGAUAUAUGGUCAGUGGGUUGCUUACUCGGCGAAAUCAUGACAAGAGAACCCUUAUUUCCUGGGAAGGAUUAUGUUCAUCAGCUGAGACUUAUCACAGAGCUGAUAGGUUCACCCGAUGACUCUAGCCUUGGUUUUCUACGAAGUAAUAAUGCUCGAAGAUACGUUAGACAGCUUCCUCAAUACCCAAGGCAAAAAUUUGACUCUAGAUUUCCAAAGAUGUCCCCUGGUGCUAUUGACUUGCUGCAAAAGAUGCUUGUAUUUGAUCCUAACAGGCGUGUUACAGUUGAUGAGGCACUGUGCCAUCCAUACCUGGCUCCUCUUCAUGAUAUCAAUGAGGAGCCUGUUUGCCCAAGGCCUUUCAGCUUUGAUUUUGAGCAGCCAUCAUUAACUGAGGAAAACAUCAAGGAACUCAUCUGGAGGGAAUCUGUUAAAUUCAAUCCGGAUCCCUGAGGAUUAUUACUGUAUUCUAUGACUCCACCAUACAACAAUGCUGUAUAAAAUCAUCAGAUUCCCUAAGAAACAAUAUGUCAAACUUAUGUGUCAAACUUAUGUCAUUGUAACCGGACUGACGUGCAAAUUUUUUGUCAGAGACGGACUUUCACAUGUUUUGAUAUUGGU
Molecule: messenger RNA, 1505 nt
Organism: Tripterygium wilfordii
Lineage: Eukaryota; Viridiplantae; Streptophyta; Magnoliopsida; Celastrales; Celastraceae
Product: mitogen-activated protein kinase 4-like
Exons: 6
Coding region: 219-1337 (372 amino acids)
Biological process (GO): protein phosphorylation; intracellular signal transduction
Cellular component (GO): cytoplasm; nucleus
Molecular function (GO): ATP binding; protein serine/threonine kinase activity
Source: RefSeq, a predicted model, not a curated record